AUGUCAACUACGCUGAGCUCAGUCGUGGUUCUCUCGGAGGGCCCAGUGGUCGUGGCUUGCUUUCAUGGGAGUAGUGAUAUCCGUGUUGCUGCUAGCGUGGCAGCGGAGGAGUUCUCGAAGGACUUCACAAUGGACGAUAUCCUACAACUUCGUGAGGCUAUUGGCAUUACUGGGGUGGAAGAUGAUGUAGAAAAUCGGCUGAAGGCCGCAAUGAAGUUUGCUAACGAGUUGUUGUUCCCUGCUUUGGCUGAUGUUCAACGAUGCUCUGUUCACGUCGUCAAUGAAGAUGAUUGUCGCAUUGCAGUUGUUGAAGUGCGAUACGCUAUUGCUGGCCUUGGGUUUAUGAAAGAUCGACUGAAGCUCGAUAGAGUCGUUCGCCAAGGGGAAGUGAUCGCAGCAAUCGCCGCUGAGACUGCUAGGUUACAGAAUGACGUGCGGCAGCAGAUGAAGAGAGAGGAAGCAUCUCGGACUUCUGAGUACACCCAUCUUCGGUAUGAUUAA
Molecule: messenger RNA, 501 nt
Organism: Perkinsus marinus ATCC 50983
Lineage: Eukaryota; Perkinsozoa; Perkinsida; Perkinsidae
Exons: 3
Coding region: 1-501 (166 amino acids)
Source: RefSeq, a predicted model, not a curated record